Botrytis cinerea B05.10 is the source of this 1036-nucleotide messenger RNA. RefSeq lists its product as hypothetical. The coding region runs from base 181 to 726 and encodes 181 amino acids. NCBI's taxonomy places the organism in Eukaryota, Fungi, Ascomycota, Leotiomycetes, Helotiales, Sclerotiniaceae. The transcript is spliced from 3 exons. The record is from RefSeq and is a predicted model, not a curated record.
GGUUUCGUGUAUUGGGUGUGCGUGUGUUUAUAGGGGUAGUUAUCCCCCUGAAGCCGGAUUCCUUCUCUUUUUCCUUUCUGUUGACUCAAAUUGCCGUGCCAUUUACACCCGAAUACCGCGCGCCAACUCAAGAUACCAUUUCCACAAACCACGCUCAUUCACCCAAUCUCCCCAACCAAAAUGCAUCUCCCAAUCCUCACUCUCACCCUCACCCUCCUCCUCAACCACCUCAACCUCAGCGCCGCCAUCGCCGUCCCAGCCCCCAACCCCAACUCAGCUCUCGAAGCUAAAGAUCUUAUCCCGAAUACAGUUCUACGCCAGGUGGUUCCGCGUCAGGGCAUUCCGCUCCCGGAACCGCUGGAGGAUAUUGAUCCCCCGAGAGAUGAUGGGUUGGUUCCCUUUGCGGGAGGGGGACCGGUCGUGGGAAAGUGGGUUAAGCCGACUUUUACGCCCGGGCCAGAGGAUAACGUGCCGCCGUUUAGUAAUAGUGUGGACUUGAAGAAGAAGCGCGAUCUGGGACACACAAAAUCAAACGCGUUCUGUCCUUACCCCGGUACAGCAUACUGCUGCAAUCCUAACCCAGGAACCGGAGGCACACUCUGCAAAUGGAAUGGUGAUGGUCAUUUGGCGGGCUGUGAGUUGAUUACUGGCGGGGAGAGUGUUUGUUGUAGUACGCUUGGGUGUAAGGGUAUGAGUGGUUUGAGGGAACCGAUUACUACGGUUUAGGUUGCGGUGGGAUGGGGGUUAGGGGAGAAAGGAGUGGAUUGGAAGAUGAAGAGAGGGUGUUGGGGAUGGAGGUGCAAGAUCGAUGGUCAUGGUGUGGGGUUGGGAUCAAGGAGGCACGAUGUAUCUUGGUGCGCUGGAAGUGUAUGAGUUUGCCUCUUGGGACGAUGGUUAGGGUUGAGGAUCUAAAUUGAAAGGUCACGUCAUGUUGUUAUUUUCUCUCUUUAAAAAGUUCUGUGGUUUGGAGAUUGGGAUUUCGGUGUGCACCGUUAAACAACUCGCAAUCUUUUCGUUGGAAUGAAACUUUUGGACA